This is a messenger RNA of Polychytrium aggregatum, 486 nucleotides long. RefSeq lists its product as uncharacterized. Gene Ontology annotation, cellular component: RNA polymerase II, core complex. NCBI's taxonomy places the organism in Eukaryota, Fungi, Chytridiomycota, Chytridiomycetes, Polychytriales. The record is from RefSeq and is a predicted model, not a curated record. The coding region runs from base 32 to 394 and encodes 120 amino acids. Gene Ontology annotation, biological process: maintenance of transcriptional fidelity during transcription elongation by RNA polymerase II; transcription-coupled nucleotide-excision repair; DNA-templated transcription. Gene Ontology annotation, molecular function: zinc ion binding; nucleic acid binding; DNA-directed RNA polymerase activity. The transcript is spliced from 4 exons.
CGCUCCGAUCGCUCCUCCUGCCACGGCCAACAUGGCUUCGUUCCGGUUUUGCUCAGAAUGCAACAACAUGCUAUACCCGAAGGAGGAUCACCACAACCGCAUCCUCCUCUUUGCCUGCCGCAAUUGCAACCAUGAAGAGGGCGGCGACAAUCCGUGUGUCUAUCGCCAUGUCCUGUCCAACACGGCCAUGGACCUGACGAUGCAGCACGCCGAUCUCUACAACGACCCCACCUAUCCCCGUGCCAACAAGACUUGCCCGCAGUGCGGAUACAACCAGGCUGUCUUUUUCAUGUCUCGGGCAAAGCGAGCUGAUGUGUCCAUGAAGCUGUACUUUGCAUGCUGCAGUCCCGACUGCGGCCAUCGCUGGACCGACGUCACAGGCGGUGCAAAAUGAACAGGACACGCCGGAUGCAUGUUUGGUGGGGAUAUGUUUCGGCGUGUGUUCAAUACACGAUCCACCGCCUGCAAUGGGUGUAUAUUGCACGA